UAUCAUAUUUUAUUUUGUGAAAAAUACGAGAACUGGUCCCUGCUUUUUCCCUCGCAAAGAAGAUCGGCAGAGCAAAAAAUCCCUAGAUUUGGGCUUCCCCAGUUGAUCCAACUCUGUUAUCCUACCUGUAUUGAUCGGAUACAAAUCAUCCGAUCAUCCGAUCAUACAUUUACAUUUUUUUCUUCGAUUUGAGUCGGUUCUGCAUUGAAGCUUCGGUUUGAAAGCCAGAGAUCUUUACUAUUGUUGUCAUUGUUGAAUCAAUUUUGAAAUUUUGUUUUUGGAGAACUUACGAAGGAUCUGCAUUUUGUACAUUUUUGAUGUUUUGAUAUCUAAGAUCUGUUAGUCGACUUGAAACCGCGCCUUUUUCUUUUUUAAUCGUGAAACAAGACUAUUUGCUUCUGGAAUAUAGUUGUUAGGGAUGGAUUCGUUGUCUGCAAUCAGUGAGGAGCUAGCUGAAAUCGAUGGACAGAUUAGUGAUAUUUUCCGGGCUCUAUCAAAUGGAUUCCAGAAAUUGGAGAAGAUUAAGGACCCGAAUAGGCAAAGUAGGCAAUUGGAAGAACUAACAGAAAAGAUGCGGGAAUGUAAGAGGCUUAUCAAAGAGUUCGACAGAGAAGUGAAGGAAGGAGACAGUAGAAAUAGUCCGGACACCAACAGGCUGCUCAAUGACAAAAAACAGUCAAUGAUCAAGGAAUUGAAUUCCUAUGUUGCUCUCAAAAAACAAUAUGCAAGCAAUAUGGAAAACAACAAGCGAGUUGACCUCUUUGAUGGGCCUGGGGGUGAUGAAGAGAAUGUUCUAUUGGCUUCUUCUAUGUCCAAUCAACAGUUAAUAGAUAGAGGCAACCAUAUGAUGGAUGAUACUGAUCAGGCCAUUGAGCGCUCAAAGCAGGUUGUUCAUCAAACAAUCAGUGUUGGAGCCGAGACUGCAGCUGCUCUCAAGGAACAGACAGAACAAAUGAGUAGGAUUGUUAAUGAUCUGGACUCAAUCCAUUUCUCAAUCAAGAAGGCAUCUAAACUGGUCAAGGAAAUUGGUAGGCAGGUUGCAACUGACAAGUGUAUAAUGGCCAUGCUUGUCUUGAUUGUCAUUGGCGUCAUAGCCAUCAUCAUUGUGAAGUUGGUGAACCCAAAUAACAAGAACAUUCGGGAUAUUCCUGGGCUUGCCCCACCAGCUCCUGCUCGGAAACUUCUUUGGGAUCUGAAUUAGAGUACAGAAAGUGAACCAUCUCAUGCGGCUGUCGAAAAGAUGUGUGGUAUAUAGGAUGAAUUGUGUGAAUUAUUUUUUGCUGACCACAUUAGGGGUGUGAGAAUUACGUGUAUCGUAUUUUCUGUGUUACUGAAGGAAUAUCCAGGAUACCAGUGAGGAGCCAGAUUGUGCAACACAGAGUUGCUGAAGCUGAUGUCUGAUUAGCCAUGGUCCAAGGUGUUGUUGGCCUACAAUGCAGUUCCAACCUCCCAAGGCCAAAUAAGUGCAGUUCUUUGUGAUGAUAUACCAUUGCAGAAUUGGUUGUCUCUAGUGAUUGAGACUACGUUGUACGAUACUAGAUGAUUUCUCUACCUAUUUUCCUCCAUUCCUUGUCUUUUACUCUCAUAUUUGAUAAUUUUUUUUGGGUUCGAUGUC
Messenger RNA from Macadamia integrifolia, 1615 nucleotides. RefSeq names its product novel plant SNARE 11-like. The record is from RefSeq and is a predicted model, not a curated record. Gene Ontology annotation, molecular function: SNAP receptor activity; SNARE binding. The coding region runs from base 419 to 1201 and encodes 260 amino acids. Gene Ontology annotation, cellular component: endoplasmic reticulum membrane; ER to Golgi transport vesicle membrane; late endosome membrane. Gene Ontology annotation, biological process: retrograde vesicle-mediated transport, Golgi to endoplasmic reticulum; vesicle fusion. The transcript has 10 exons. NCBI's taxonomy places the organism in Eukaryota, Viridiplantae, Streptophyta, Magnoliopsida, Proteales, Proteaceae.